Messenger RNA from Morone saxatilis (striped sea-bass), 2461 nucleotides. Its product is annotated as actin-related protein 3-like. The transcript is spliced from 11 exons. The record is from RefSeq and is a predicted model, not a curated record. Gene Ontology annotation, molecular function: actin filament binding. Gene Ontology annotation, biological process: Arp2/3 complex-mediated actin nucleation. NCBI's taxonomy places the organism in Eukaryota, Metazoa, Chordata, Actinopteri, Moronidae. Gene Ontology annotation, cellular component: Arp2/3 protein complex; actin cortical patch. Bases 78 to 1424 code for a protein of 448 amino acids.
UUACUGGAGUAAACUUUCGCGCAUACAAAUGUGGCGUCAGCAGUGCGAGUAGGUGGUUGGUUGUGUCCUGAAGUGUGAUGCUUUUUUUUCUCUCCUGCAGUUACACCAAACUGGGGUAUGCAGGGAACACAGAGCCGCAGUUCAUCGUUCCUUCAUGUAUUGCCAUCAAAGAGUCAGCCAAGGUGGGAGACCAGGCCCAGCGGAGGAUGAUGAAGGGGGUGGAUGACUUGGAUUUCUACAUCGGAGAUGAAGCAGUAGACAAGCCCUCAUAUUCAACUAAGUGGCCGAUCCGUCACGGGAUUGUGGAGGACUGGGACCUAAUGGAGCGCUUCAUGGAGCAGAUCAUCUUCAAGUACCUGAGGGCUGAGCCUGAGGACCACUACUUCCUCCUGACAGAGCCUCCUCUGAACACACCAGAAAACCGAGAGUACACAGCCGAGAUCAUGUUCGAGUCCUUCAAUGUACCGGGCCUGUACAUUGCUGUGCAGGCGGUGCUCGCUCUAGCCGCCUCCUGGACGUCCAGACAGGUGGGAGAGCGGACGCUGACAGGCACCGUCAUCGACAGCGGAGAUGGUGUCACCCACGUCAUCCCUGUGGCUGAAGGUUAUGUAAUUGGCAGCUGUAUAAAGCACAUUCCCAUCGCAGGACGAGACAUCACCUACUUCACCCAGCAGCUCCUGAGGGAGAGGGAGGUGGGCAUCCCACCGGAGCAGUCGCUGGAGACGGCCAAGGCAGUCAAGGAGCGGUUCAGCUACGUGUGCCCAGAUCUAGUCAAAGAGUUCAACAAGUACGACACGGACGGCUCCAAGUGGAUCAAGCAGUACACCGGCAUCAAUGCCAUCAGCAAGAAGGAGUUCACCAUCGAUGUGGGCUACGAGCGCUUCCUGGGGCCUGAGAUCUUCUUCCACCCAGAGUUUGCCAACCCUGACUUCACCCAGCCUAUCUCUGAAGUUGUGGACGAAGUCAUUCAGAACUGCCCGAUUGAUGUCAGGCGCCCUCUCUAUAAGAACAUCGUUCUCUCCGGAGGCUCCACCAUGUUCAGGGACUUUGGGCGUCGUCUGCAGAGAGACUUGAAGAGGACGGUUGAUGCUCGACUGAAGAUGAGUGAGGAGCUGAGUGGAGGGAAGCUUAAGGUGAGACGCAUUAAUUUACACGCAGCGAAGAUCGAUACUGCUCGACAAAACACAAUCACUGUGAGGAGCUGCAUCCUUUCCCACUACGCCCAAACCGAUCGACGUCCAAGUUAUCACUCAUCAUAUGCAGAGAUAUGCAGUGUGGUUCGGUGGAUCAAUGUUAGCAUCAACUCCCGAGUUCUACCAGGUCUGCCACACCAAAAAGGACUACGAAGAGAUCGGGCCGAGCAUCUGUCGCCACAACCCCGUGUUUGGAGUCAUGUCUUAACUCUGGACCUCCGAAAAGUGUAACAGCGGAGGGUGGGGGCUGCAUUAAAGGGAGGGGCGCGGGCGGGGGGGUUAUGUUGUGUAAAGGACAGGCUCAGGAGGUGGAGGACGGCGGUGCUUCUUGUGCUUCUUUGAUUACUUGUUCAGCUAUGGUGGGACGAGAAGGCGAUCCAGAAUCUAAAAAGAAAAAAAAAGAGACCAGACCAAACGCAGACCGGCUGGAAAAUUUAUUGUGAAUGUUCCUUUAUUCUUUCUUCCUUUCUGUUAUUUUUUUUUUUGUCUUUAAUUUCAAAAUGAGGGAAAAAGGUUUGUAAGCCAAAACAAUUUUAAGAACAUUUCUGGAUUUGUUGAGCAACAUGCAGUGAGUGAUAAAGACGAUAAAGAUGAUGAUGAUGAUGAUAAAAGAUGGUGUUGGUGGAGGUUUAGGAUGACGACAAAAGAAUUGAUAGUAAUUUCCUGGAACCAGAACAUAUUAUUUAUGUUUAUAAAACCUGAGGUCAUUGACAAGUUUAGAACAUAUUAUUGUCUCCUUUUUAUUUUCUGCAUUUUCUUUCCAAAGUCACAUGCACAUGUCUGUGUAUCACGGUAAGAGCUUGUUUAUAUUUCAUACAAAAGUUUUUUAUAUGUAAAACUUGGGGAAAUCAGGGGUAAAAAAAAAAAAGAAAAAAAUUCCUGGAUACCAGUGUGAGCGAGAGACUGUUUUAACCCACGAUGCAGCUUUGAUACGCAGUAUUUUCUCCAGUUUGAGUACAACAGGUGCUCUGCUGUUAUUCCCCCACAUGUGUCAUUGCUGUCUGCCCUUUAACUCUUCAUACAUUUAAUACACUUCUGCUUUUCACUUCAGACAAUGUCAGGAAUCCACCUCUGUGACGCAGUGCAAGAAAAGAGAGAGGACUUUUAUUGAGGUUAUAAAGAUAAAACUGAACAAGAACGACUGUCAGACCAGUAUUGUUAGACUAGAAGUUUUUUUUAUUAUUAAAUACCAAAAUAUUAAAAGAAUGGGAUUUGUGUAUUUAAUGCCUUGCAACAUUCCAAUAAAGGCUCAAAUUUGUUUCUAAGUA